AUGAAUGGCCUUCCAGUUGACCAACAAGAAACCCUAUUGUCGCUGUACUGGCGAUGCGGAUCAACACUUGAUUCUGUUUGCGCGGCUGCACUGGAGCUUAAUCUGUUCGAGAUCAUCUCGAAAGCCGGCGGCGAACUCUCCGCCGCGGAGAUUGCAUCUCAUCUCCCAACCCAAAACGAACAAGCACCCGAGAUUAUCGACCGGAUGCUGCAUCUUUUAGCUGCCCAUUCAAUUGUGAAAUGCACAGUUGUUCAUCAUGAUGGCGAUGAUGAUAGCGUCACGAGAUUAUACGGUUUGACUCCCUUGUCAAUGUGCUUUCUUCCUGAUAAAGAGGGAAUUUCCAGAGCUCCACUUGCUGCAUUGUUCAAUGAUAGAGCUUUCCUCGACAGUUGGAAAUACUUGAAGGAUGCCGUACUAGAAGGAGGAAGUCCAUUUCAGAAGGCAAACAAUGGAGUGGGCCUCUUCGAAUAUAUGGGCAAAAACAGCAGGUUUGCACAAAUAUUUGAUGGUGCAAUGCAGAAAACGUCCACAAAUUUCACUAGAGAAGUCCUUCAGCACUAUAAAGGAUUUGAGAAUCUAAAAGAAAUAGUAGAUGUUGGUGGGGGAAUUGGGUCUACACUUAACAUGAUCAUUUCCAAAUACCCUGGGAUCAAAGGAAUCAAUUUUGACCUGCCUCAUGUAAUUGAGAAAGCUCCUAUUUGGCCAAGUGUGGAGCACGUGCAAGGUGAUAUGUUUCAAUCAGUUCCAAAAGGAGAAACUAUUGUUAUCAUGCGAGUACUUCAUAACUGGUCCGAUGAAAAAUGUGUGAAGGUGCUGAAGAAUUGUUUGGAUGUGCUACCGGACUUUGGCAAGGUUAUAGUUAUUGAAAUGAUACCAUCUGAAUCCUCGGAAACUAAUAUCUCUUCAAGAGUUGCGUUAUCUUGUGAUAUGAUAAUGUUUGCUUUAACACAAGGUGGCAAAGGAAGGAGUCAGAGAGAGUUUGAGGCUCUUGCGAAAAAAGCCGGUUUUGAAUCUUCGAAAUUGGCAUGUCGCACUCAAGAGUUAUGUGUUCUUGAGUUUUACAAGAAUUAA
Oldenlandia corymbosa var. corymbosa is the source of this 1071-nucleotide messenger RNA. The record is from the annotation of a GenBank genome assembly. NCBI's taxonomy places the organism in Eukaryota, Viridiplantae, Streptophyta, Magnoliopsida, Gentianales, Rubiaceae.